AUUUACCUCUAACAAGGCAAGGGACCACUUCAACCAUCAAGCACCAUGAAAACUUUCGGUAUUGCGUUUCUUUCCGCGGCUCUUCUGGUCGGAGCUGUCCUAGCACAAGACAACGACGAGGCUUCGGGCAGCCCACUCUGUGUGGACGGCUGCAGCGUGUUCUGCGAGACCAUUGGCUCUUUAUGCGUGGAUAUUCCUCCCCUGGUCAACUGUGCUUCCAUCAAGGCCACCUGUAACGGUGUCUGCGGGCUGACCUGUGAUUGCAACACCAAGUGCCUCGCCGGCUGUCAAAGUAUGAGCGCCGAGUGCGAGGCCAAAGACGAAAACGGCCUCAGCCAGAUCGUUUGCAAGGGUAAAGAGGCUGCCUGCACAUCAGCCUGUCCUGCCACCUGUGCUGGUCAAGUCAUCACCCAGGGCAUCAAGCAAGCUUUGGGUCAAGUCUUUGCCAGUAUGACCAAGCCGGCCGUAACAAAAGCCCCAUAAACAACACAAGUCAAGCAGAGCCCCGGACAAAGACAUGGACACGGGCCCCAGACAUUAAAUUGAUUGGUCACAACUUACUUGUAAUGUCAGUUGAAAUCCAGAAUGAAAUCGAAUGCAAAAAAAA
Molecule: messenger RNA, 607 nt
Organism: Aplysia californica (California sea hare)
Lineage: Eukaryota; Metazoa; Mollusca; Gastropoda; Aplysiida; Aplysiidae
Exons: 2
Coding region: 46-483 (145 amino acids)
Source: RefSeq, a predicted model, not a curated record